Messenger RNA from Acanthaster planci (crown-of-thorns starfish), 5801 nucleotides. RefSeq names its product 4-aminobutyrate aminotransferase, mitochondrial-like. Gene Ontology annotation, molecular function: transaminase activity; pyridoxal phosphate binding. The record is from RefSeq and is a predicted model, not a curated record. Gene Ontology annotation, cellular component: mitochondrion. NCBI's taxonomy places the organism in Eukaryota, Metazoa, Echinodermata, Asteroidea, Valvatida, Acanthasteridae. Gene Ontology annotation, biological process: GABA catabolic process.
AUACACGUAGGCUACAUUGUACAUUGUUAUAGUACUGUACAUUGUACAUUGCACAACAGCCAGCUGGACGAGCCAGCCAGGCAGGCCAGCUGGAUAUGUGGAUGUCCACGUAUAUCAGGUCGAUAUGCAAGCAGAGCUCUCGGCUGCGCCCUCAGAGUUAAGCCUUGAGUACUGGCGUUUGCGAUCGCGAGAGGGUGGUACAUGGUGGUGAUAUUUUCGCCCAUUUGUUGCAGAUAUUGAAAGUGGGAUACAAAAGACGAGGGUACCGUGGUUGUCCAGUGAUGAUGGCUUUUUCGUCCCUAAGACUAACUGUGCGAGGCUUUAGCCGUGGAUCUUGGCAGCUAGGCCUGUCGAAAAGUUUCGGCCGAGGGGUUCAUGUAAGCUCUUCAGCUUCUGUGCAGAAACUUCUUCCUAAUGAAUAUGACGGUCCUCUGCUUCAGACAGAAGUACCUGGACCCAAAACACUGGAACUCCUGAAAGAGCUGGAUUCUGUAAAUAGGAAUGCCGGCACCGUACAGCUUUUCGUCGACUACGAGAAAUCCUAUGGCAACUACAUUGUGGAUAUGGACGGCAAUCGAUUGCUGGACACAUUUGCACAGAUCUCCUCCAUACCCAUUGGUUACAACCACCCUGCAGUCAUCGAUGCCAUCAAAGACCCUGCCAACUUGGUGCACUUGGUGAAUAGGCCAGCUCUGGGCGUGUUCCCAGGGGCAGGAUUUGCCAGCAAUGCAGCGGAUAUCUUGCUGUCUGUUGCCCCCAAAGGUUUGAGCCGUGUGCAGACUAUGAUGUGUGGGACAUGCAGUAACGAGAACGCUGUGAAGCAGGCGCUGAUAUGGUACAGGAUUAAGAAAAGAGGAGGUCCACCAACCGCGGAAGAACUGGAGACCUGCGUCAGCGGUCAGGAACCAGGCUGUCCGCCUUACACAGUGCUGUCUUUUGAUGGAGCUUUCCAUGGACGAACUCUUGGCUGCCUAACUCUCACCCAUUCCAAGCCCAUAUUCCGUGUGGACAUCCCCUCCAUGGACAACUGGCCCAUGGCUCCCUUCCCCCGGCUGAAGUACCCACUGGAGGAACACGAGACAGAGAAUAGGGCCGAGGAGGAGAGGUGUCUGAAAGCGGUGGUAGAAAUGAUGGAGCAGGGCCUUGCAACAGGUCGAGACGUGGCUGCUGUGAUUGUUGAGCCCAUCCAAUCAGAAGGGGGCGAUCAUCACGCAAGCCCCUACUUUUUCCAGCAGCUGCAGAAGAUAUGCAAAGAGUUUGGCUCUGUCUUCAUUGUUGACGAGGUUCAGACAGGCUGUUGUACGACAGGCUAUUUCUGGGCAAGUGAAUCCUGGAAUCUGGCUGAACCUCCAGACUUCCUCGUCUUCAGCAAGAAGAUGCUGACUGGUGGCUACUACUUCAAGGAUGAGUUUGCUGUGGAUCAGCCAAGUAGAAUCUUCAACACCUGGAUGGGUGAUACAACGAGGCUGUUGAUCCUUGGAGCUGUCCUGGAGGUUGUCAAGAAGCAGAACCUCAUAGAUGUAGCCAGAGAGUCUGGUCAGGUCUUAACAGAAGGUUUGCAGAGUCUACAGGCUAAGUACCCAACAUUAAUGUCCAGAGCUCGAGGCAUGGGGACAUUUGCAGCCUUUGAUGGCAAAAAUCCAGAGACUGCCGCUGCCAUCGCUCGCAAGAUCAAGAACAAAGGUGUUCUGAUGGGCAUGUGCAGCAAACAAUCGAUCCGCUACAGACCUGCGCUGAUAUUCCAACCCCAUCACGUGGAGAUUGCCCUGGAUGCGCUGGACAGCACACUAGCCGAGAUGAGUCAGUGAAUUGUUCUAGAUUGCGAGUUUUGAAAGGACAUUCAGGAAUAAUGGAAGACCUUUCUUAUUUGACCCAGGGACAUGUGACUGCAACCUUUAGACUGACUUGAUGAAGUUGUAAAUUCAAACUUGAGGUUUGUACUUUUUCCAAGUACAUGUACGAAUGCUCAAUGAUUUGUCUGUUGAUCAAUUCAGUCUCAAAGUCAAAUUCAAGUUCAGGGAUAGAUUUUGGUUAUGUACAGUGUGAUGAUUUCAUUAAUGAUAUCAAAAUGAUAUAAAAGAAAAAAAUGUCAUGGGUUGAAAAGACAUUUUCCUUUACAUUUGAGACAUAUUCUGGCUUGUGUACGUAGGAGACUUGGUAGCCAGAGUUUCCCUCUGUUGUUUUGGUUUUGUGUGUAGUUUGUGUAUGCCUUUUGCUUGUUCCUUUUUGUGCUUGAUUUUGAGGGAAUUUGUUUUGUUUGUUUUUUCAUUUUGGAUCAAACUUUUAAAAACUUUUUGUAAUUGUAUAUAAAUAUACAAUGAAGAAACUCAUGAAAUUUCUUCAGUAAUCCUAUCAUCUUGUUACGUCAGGAAAUCCACAAAAUAAUGCUUUAUUUAUCAAUAACCAAAUGCUUAUUUUUAUAUAUAUUAUUCAGAUGCUUCAUUAAAUGUGUAGAGCUAAGAAAGCCCCUAGGAGUGCAAAUAAUUCCUGUAGACUGAAAUUUGAGGAGUAUGAACACGCAUAAUGGCAUGUGUGAAUUGCUUUUAGAGUGAAUCAUGGCUAGGCACCACUAAUAAUAAUGUUGAUAUGUAAAAAUCACUUGUUAAUCGAUUGAUAAGUUUAUGUGACAGAUCAUAAAACUUGUGUGGAGCCCCGUCUUCUCCCAUCCUUGGCUUGUCAUGUCACCCUCCUGCAGAAGGGCAGUAAGUAGUUGUUGGCUGGGAGAUUUCUCAAUCUGAGGAGGUGUGGCAUAUGGGAGAAUUCCAAGAAGUAGAAAAAAUGUGGAAGUUUAACAGGCUCUGCCAUCCUUGGGCUUUGCCAUGCAGGCCUUGCUAGACAGGCUUUGAAACCAAGGCUUUGCCUACCUGGCGCAGCCACCCAGGUUUUGCCACCUAGGCUUUGCCAUCCAGGUUUUGCCACCCAGGCUUUGCCACCCAGACUUUGGGACUCAGGCCUUGUGACCCGUGCUUCGGAUGCCAGGCUGUGCCACCAAGGUUUCGCCCUCCAGGUUUUCCCACUUGGGAUUGCACUUUGCCUGGGUGGCCCAGGCUUCAUUGAUCUUGCGUAGUAGCAUGCACAACAGCCAUAGUGAAAAUUUGUGCGUAGCAGUUAUGCUCCAUUCCAUCUUGGAUUUGAUUCAAUUCAUAAGUGCAUUCCUGCGAGCUGGUACAGAAACCUAUAUUGCCCGUUUGUUCCCACCCUACUGAGAAAAUGUAACCAUCUUAGAAACACAGAACCUGGACUUGAAAGCAUGGAAUUCUGUUAUAUCUUAGAGAUGCAUAUUUCUAUGAUGACAUAUCUUGGAAAUUCCAAAAUUCAGAGAGAAUUUCCCUGAAACACAUAAAUCCGUGAUAAACUAUGAGAUCCGUUUCUGACAUUACUUUGGAGCGAGACAUGAUUGUUGAUGUUCAAAUUUUUUGCAAAUUGAUAUUUUGUUGUGGAAAAUGUUUAAACUUAUCAAAUUCUUUUAAGAAAAGCACACAGAAUCUUUGUUUUAAAAAAAACAAUCAUUGUUCAAAUGCAGACUUGAAUUGGGAGAAGGUGUGGAAAUGUUCACUUCAGCUUCCUUCUCGUUUGUCAUGCACACAGGCACUUGUGUCUUUAUCAUUGGAAGUACCCCAAAAUUUAGAGCAGAUUUGCAAGUCUUGGAAUGAAGUUUUUGAGUAUUUAUCUCCCAUUCUUUUGAAAUAACAUGUUACAUGUGGUAUCAAUUAGUGGAAUUAAAUAUUCUACUUUUGGGGGGGAAGGGGGACUUUAUGAUGGUAAUUUAUUUACAAGUUUGCAGAGAAGCAAAAGUUGCAUCUAACAGGGAAAAUUAUAGAGUUUUGAUACUUAAGGAAACUAAAGCCUUAUAUUAGGUCAUUUACUCCCCCAAUAUUUCACCAAGCGAUAUGUGGACACAAAAUAAAGACACAGGUUGUUAUGGAAACAUGGGGUUAUUGUCUCUGAGUUUUACAAGGUCCUGUAUUAAGCACACACACCAACGGUUCUCUCUACUCCACAUACUUAUGACAUUGUACUGAUGUAACUAGACUUGCCUCUUAGUCUCCUUAGACUCAAAGCCAUGGAAAGAAAACAAAAAGUAGUUUCUGGUGAGAAGGAUUAAACAGACUUGUGGUGAGCCAAGUAUUGAGCUUUCACAAAUACAUGUACUUUUAAAACUACACAUUGUAUAAUUCAGAUUUGUACAUUGUAAACAAAAAUUCCAAGAUCAAAAUACGCAAUUUUUUUUCAGUUCCAGUAAAUAUAAGUUAAUUCCUUUUAUAUUUCAAAUGAUUGACAUCAAACAUCUUGCACAAUAAAAUGUUUCCCCUUGUAAAUUCUAUGAAUUUCACUGGACUCUGAUUUUAAGUAUUUAUGUCUUGAUUGAAAUGGAAGGAAGACAUUCAUUUUGUAUUUCACUGAAUUUUUCUUCACGACAAAGUGACACUGAUUUUCUUUUACGCCCAAUGUGGCGACUACAUGCACCCCAACACGAUUGGACUACCUUCAACCGGGGUGGAACGACCAGUCCCAGUUAACCAGUCUGUUAACCCACUGCAAACAAACAUGGUUUGAAAAGCGAAUAGUGAAAACCAGAAAUCAAACUUCUUGUUCUCUUGGCCUGGCCAGUCACCACGGAACAUACGGUCUUCAGUUGUUUUUUUUUUAAAUCAUACGGUAUGGAAGCACUUCGUUAUAUAUCAUUUACGACAGACUACAACACUGAGGCAUCAUUAUUUCAUUCAGUGGCGGAGUACGGCAACAAAUUACCGGGUAAGCUUGGCUUGUUCAUAUAACCUUUCCUCCAAUGGAGACCCAAAGAACAAUCUUUUUUUCCUCUCUCUCGUUUUAAUUAUAAACACUACGUAUAGGUGCAUCGUGUGACACAGACAUACUAUACAAAGUACAAUUUGUUUUUUAAAAUGUCUUUAAGAAUAGAACUUAUUUUGUUUAAACCACGUAUAAUACUUGCUUUCCUGUCAAAAAUCGAUACCAAACAAGGCUAAAGUCUGUCUUCUGUUUUGCACAAUCAAAUGGAAGUUGUAUACAUUAUUUUUAUCAGACAAUAUUUCUCAAGUUUAACAAUCGGCUUCAAUGUAGUCGAAUAAUGGGCAACUUGAGCACGCUCAAUACUAACCCAACAGAUGAGUAAAGAGGUACAGAAUAUCUUCACACAAUAUGUACAUUCGACAUUCAAUUCUGUAUCUGUUUUUCUGCCAAAUUGUUCCCAACUAGAAGCCAAUUUGUAUCGUAAAUGCCAGUACUGAUCCAAUUAACUGAUCCUACUGUGGAUGACCUAGGCAACCUCAGCUUUUUUUUUCCCCAGACAGACACAAAAAUGUGCCCAAUACCUCACUAGCAAUGCAUUUAUAGUAGGCACUACACAGUUUUUUGUCACAAUCAAUGCAAGAAAACCGUCCACAGCAAAUCACAAAUUGUGUGCAGUUACAUUAAGCACUGAUAGACAGUUCUCCUUGAAUCGUGAAUAUUUCUCCCUUCUCUACAACUCUGUAGAUCUUGUGACAAGACUUUUGGGUGCUUGUGAAACACAGGCACAGUAAAUACAAUGUUUAAAUAUGAAUCAGCUUGUAAUCUCUAGCAAUUAUGGCCCUUAGUGAGUGACUAAGUAAUUACUGUCUUAUGUACAAACCACCUCUCUCCUUUUGUUUUUUUGUUUUGGCAAGUUAUCAGCAAUGGUACACUGUGAUAUUGAGCGAUUAACCAACAUGUUAGUCAGAAAAGGUUGCCCCUUAAUUGUGUCAUCAAGAGAAAGCACGCACUAAAAAUUUCAACCAACCAAAAAAAAAAAAAAUGGUGGG